AUGGAAACGAUACCACGUAUCAAGAUUGUUGUUGCUGGUGAUUUAGGGACGGGGAAAUCUUCACUAAUUAACUUUUUCAUUAGAUCACUUUAUUCCGAGGAGUUUGAUCCAGAACUGGAAGAUACUUAUUGUAAGCAAGUCACCUUUGAUGAUAAGCUAUACAAUCUUGAGAUCCUUGAUACAGUUGAUAACGAGUUUCGUAGUGAACAUGAUAAAAUCUCCAUGUAUCAAGACUGUGAUGCUAUUAUUUUAACUUAUGCCGUUGAUGAUGCCACAAGCUUGGAUAAUAUAUUUGUUAGAUACUCAAACCUACCAAUCAAUGAAGAAGUUGGAGAGAAUAAACUGGUUUACAAAGACAGCAGAAUAAGACGAUUCCCACCAAUUAUACUCGCAGGAUUAAAGUCAGAUUUAGUGAGCACAAAACAGAUAGACCAUCACACUGGUCAAAGAAUAGCAAAAGAUUUAAAAUUACAGGGGUUUUUCGAAUGUAGUGCUGCUUCUAACAUUAAUGUUGAUGAGUUAUUCAAAUUUGCUACAGAAUGUGGUUUGAAACAUCAGCAAAACGAUAUUGAUCUAACUAAUAUUUAUGCUGCCGAAGAAGAGAGCCAAGGUAGAGGGUCUGAUAGGAAACAUUCCACAUGCACAACGAUAUCAGGCAACCUGGAACCUACAUACAUCAGAAAAACUAAACUGUCUAAAAAUAUUCAGGAGGUAGAUCCAGUAGUGGAAGUCGACAUUCACAAGGAUGAUUUACAAUCAAACCUGAUUGUCAAGACUUCAAGCGUUGUUUCUAAAAAGCCAACAAGGAGGUCAGCAAAGCAAAAUUGCAGAAGCAAAACAUUGAGUCCAGACGCUGUCUCUAGAUGCUGCACUAUAAUGUGA
Messenger RNA from Pichia kudriavzevii, 882 nucleotides. RefSeq lists its product as uncharacterized. The coding region runs from base 1 to 882 and encodes 293 amino acids. Gene Ontology annotation, molecular function: GTP binding; GTPase activity; GDP binding. The record is from RefSeq and is a predicted model, not a curated record. The transcript has a single exon. Gene Ontology annotation, cellular component: plasma membrane. Gene Ontology annotation, biological process: signal transduction. Lineage: Eukaryota; Fungi; Ascomycota; Pichiomycetes; Pichiales; Pichiaceae.